This is a messenger RNA of Bipolaris sorokiniana ND90Pr, 825 nucleotides long. RefSeq lists its product as uncharacterized. The transcript has a single exon. The annotation marks the transcript as partial. NCBI's taxonomy places the organism in Eukaryota, Fungi, Ascomycota, Dothideomycetes, Pleosporales, Pleosporaceae. The record is from RefSeq and is a predicted model, not a curated record.
AUGUCUUUCAAGGCUAUUGUUACCUUUGUCCUCGCUGCCGGCUUCGUUGCCGCAAAGCCCAUCAGCCACCAGUCUGGCCUCAGCCUCGACAGGCGCCAGAUCGAUGUCAGCUCCGUCAUCAACGGCUUUAAUCGCAACGAUGGCGCCUUCAACUUCAUCGACGGCUUCAACAACUUCAACAAGCAGCAAAAGGUCAUUCAGAUCCAGCAGCAGAAGAUUCAGAUCGUCGAUGACCGCUCCCGCCAGCAAAUUGUGCAGCAGAUCCAACAGGUCCUCAUCGUUGACCAGGUCAACAACGGCUUCAACAACGAUCUGAACAACCUCUUCCGCAAGAGCAACUUCCAGAACCAGUUCCGUGACCGCAGAACCGAUGUCAUCAUUGUUCAGGAGAUUAUCGUUGUCAUCGAUGAUGGCCGUGGCGGCCGUCGCGACCAGAGCUUCUUUGCUCAGAACACCAUUGUUGCCAACCGCGGUGGCCGCGACAGGCAGAGCGUCAUGAUCUUCGACUCCCGUAAGCUCAUUGCCAACGACAUUCUCCGCGACAACGCCUUUGACAGGAUCGGACGCUUCAAUGGCAUUGCUGGUGCCACUGGCCCCAUUGACGGAGGCCUUCCCCUCAAGACCCGGGGCUACCAAAUCUUUGACGAGCGACCCCGCCACGCCAACAUUGUCGAGGACCCUGCUGCGAUUCUCGGUGCCAUCUGGCAGGGUGCAGUUGAGGACCUGCAGCGCAACGAUGAGGACGAGAACGAUAAUAAGCUUAAUGAGUUGCUUGCUGCCCAGGAGCUUGAGGAGCUCCUGAAGCAAAAGGGUAAUGAUAACAAC